GCUGCCUGUCAUCGCCAUGACAACACAUGAAUAUCGACAAAUCAAAUGAAAAGUCGGUGAGAGUGCACGUUGAACAACUUAUUCGCGAAAUAAAUACGUAUGAGUUUUUAAGCAAACAAAAUGUCUUACCUGUGCCUUGGUCCAAUGAGUGCGGGAAAAACGCUUCUCCUCACCUGCCUGCAGAAGCCCGAUUCCGUCAACUUUACCUCCCAUUCCGUACCGAGCGUGGGAACAAACCUGUACACGAUCAAAAUACCACCUAUCGUUAUUGACGAAAAGGAUGUAAAUCAAAAGAUUCCGCCACCGGGCAAGCGGAAGGAACUGGUGCAGGUGCGCGAGGUUGGCGGUUGUCUGGCCCCCAUUUGGCGCGACUAUCUGGUUAGCCCGGUCGAGAAGCUCAUCUACGUGGUGGAUACCUCUAAUCUGUGUCAAAUAUCAGCGGCUGGUGUGCUUCUGUAUUCCAUGCUAGCAGAGCCACGGUUGCAAAAGACGAAAUUUUUGCUCGUUCUUUCCAAAAUGGAUCUGGCCUAUCGGCAGAUGCGUAACGAGGCGCUGCUCAUGCUGCAGAUGGAAAAGUUUCAAAAACAAAUUCCCCAGAACAUCACGAUCGUGCAGUUCAGUGCAAUUACGAAGGAAGGGAUCGACGAAGUAUACGACUGGUUGGCAAUGAAUUAAGGAAUAAAUGUUCCUGCUACCAGGAAACAGCUCCCCCCAAAUCGUUUGCAACACAGACUACAUGGAAAUCGUGUAAGCCUUUAAAACGAAUAGCUUUUAGAAACAUAAAUUCAGAUUUAGAUGAAGUUUACUACAAUGAAACAUAUUAACAAAUGGUGCGGUUUUUAAAUAAACACGUGCGAAUUAUAAGUGAUUUUCCGAGCGUGGGGAAUAUCAUUCCCCCUUAAACUUAAUCACCAAUAAUUUGUACAAUUAGAACCGUCAGAAUAAGAAUGACUAAGUUUUUGCUUUUAAAAAGCCCUCUACAAACUGUUAAUUUUGAAUUUGUUUGAAAACUACACUCGGCACACACAUAAAAACACAAACGUAAACAGCCCAAUGUCGACUCGUCUAACC
Molecule: messenger RNA, 1071 nt
Organism: Anopheles stephensi (Asian malaria mosquito)
Lineage: Eukaryota; Metazoa; Arthropoda; Insecta; Diptera; Culicidae
Product: ADP-ribosylation factor-like protein 16
Exons: 2
Coding region: 121-675 (184 amino acids)
Molecular function (GO): GTP binding; GTPase activity
Source: RefSeq, a predicted model, not a curated record